AUGGCCGCCAAACCUAUCACACCGGUAUGGCUUCUAUUGCUAUCGUUUUCAGCAAGUGUGCCGUUUGUUGCUGGCGGUGAACUCAGCUUCCUUGCCUUAGGUGACUGGGGAGGAUUUGAAUUAUGGCCAUACACCACUCUCGUCGAGAGGGCCGUGAGCGAAGGCAUGAGCAAAAUCGCCGAAAAGCUGGAAGCGCAGUUCACUGUUGCCCUGGGUAAGUUGAUAGGUUCAGAGUAAAAAUGAAUUCAAUGAUUAUCUACUGUUCACCCUUAGUUGUGAAUAGACUUAUGCAUGAUUCGCCAAAAAAAUUUUUCCGAUUGGAUCAUUCCCUCAAAGGAGUUUUACUUCACGGCACUUCAGCUGAUUACCGCAAUUAAGCAAUAGAAAGCUAAAACGUAAAGUACACCGUGACGUGUUUAAUACAUAGUUUAUAACCUCUCUGAAACGGUCAUUAUAGGCCAAGCAUCACGAUAUUCCAAUCCAAUUUUUUUCAGAGCCAUGUGGCCUGUGUAUUUAAUGUGACUUGUAUAAUAAGGUAGCAACGAAUCAGUGCUUCUCUUGCAAUUAUAAGGCUCCGGUGAAAAUUUUCUGCCAUCAAAAUCUGUGUUUGACCUUUCGCGAUCUUUUAUAAUACAGUCGCGUGAUCUCUCAAGUCAAGGUCCGGAAACGACCCCCCGUGUUUCCGCUAUUUCAUUGGCUUUAUAACGAUCUCCUAUUUCGACACACGAAUGUAAGUCGGGCAAAUUUCAGUCUACUUCAUCCCCGUUUCUUGCGCUUCACCAAGGCCUAAAGAAAUCUAGCCCGUUCCAAGCGUUCAGAUAGUGGAGAGCGGUGCCCCCUCCCUCGCUUUUAUUUUUUCGCGCUCCUUUUUUCUUCGCACCGCUCCCCACUAUCUGAACGCCUGGAACAGGCUAAAAGAAAUCUAGCCCCCUUAACCAUUUUUUAAAUGCUUAAGCCCAAUUUCUACAUGAUAGCUGGGAUCGCUGAAAGACGUCUAGUGAGCUGAACGUUUGUAACAACUCCUUAUAGUCUUUUUGGCAGGCACUCUGAAGGGGUACAGAAGGGAGGAAUUUCGGGAUGGGGAAUUCUGGCUCGCAAUGGAACAAAUGGGAAGGGCCUUUCCUCUUCCCUCGCAGACCGUUCGCGUCCUCUCGCGGCCGAAGAUCGAUCCUCUUGCCCUUUCUUCUUUUCCGCUCGCCGAUCACGCAGGCUACAAUCAUAAAGGGACAGUAGGGGAGCCAAGGUGACUGGGGUGGGGAAUUAAGCCCUCUCCCCACUUUCUACUUUUCACUACAAGUCACUUGUCAGCCGGCUCUCCACCCAUCCCCCCUUCAAAAAAUCCGUCUUCAGUGUAGCAAUUAUACGGAAACCACUGAAACCAGCAUCAGCAUUUGCUGAUGUCUGUUUAAAAAAGUUUCACGUAGCGAGACAUUAUUAGCUACCUGUUCUCAUCAAGGUGACAUUUUUUCGGGUUGGGGUAUGUUUCGAUCGCAUACCUUCCGCGCGGCCGCAAUGGGUACCCUUUGCGGUAAGGGACAAUUUUAGCGACCUAAAAAAUCGCGAUAAAGUUGCCGAUAGGCUCAUGGAUUCACCCAAAUUCUGUCAUAUUACUGUUAAUCCCUAGGUGACAACUUUUAUCUUUUUGGAGUUAAAAACGUAGAUGACAAGAGAUUCAAAGAAACAUUUGAGGAUGUGUUUACUGACAAAUCGCUCAUGACCCCUUGGUACUUCUGCGCGGGAAAUCAUGAUCACUAUGGAAACGUGUCAGCCCAGAUCGCUUACAGCUCCAAGUCAAAACGCUGGAAUUUUCCAAAUCCUGGAAGAUUCCUGGUAAGUACAAUAACCCAUUAUUAAGGUUGACAGAAGACAGGUGACAUUAACCUUGUUCAUAGGGCAUUUCCCUUGACAAUUGGUAGGGGGAAAAGGCUCGCCCCCCUGGAUAUCCAUUGGGCGAGGUUGGGGGUGAUAUGGCGUAUUUGUAGGCAACCAGCCUAGUUGAGAUAUAUCGACUUUCAAUAUUGAUUGCAUUUACAGCAGUCUAGUUUGGUUUAUGAUAUUUAGGAUUUGCAAACUGAAAAAGAGGGAACGCGAAAGAAUCGAACGAAUCAAGCAUACACGCCUGCUUUCACAAUUUUCUCUGUGCAAUGGUAACUAUGCACGCAAGCUAUGAUUAGUCUAGUAAAAUAGCACAGUCUAAUAUGAUCCUGACGGCAAGAAGACUCACCAAAAAAUCAUAGCAUCCAAUAUUAAAUUUAUUUGCCCGGUAUAAAUUUUUGUUUGCAAAAAAAAAAAGAAAGAAAAGAAAAGAAAACUCUCUACGUGGAUUUAGUAUUCACGAUUUUUACUGAUGCAAGUCCACACUAGUAUCCGUCACUCUUCACUUGUUUUUCUUGGUGGUUUUGCGUUUAUUUGUUUUUUUUUUUCAAGUAUAAGCCCUCACUUGCCUAAAAAGCUUCCUCAAAAAAGGUUUAGUCUUUCGUUCAGAAACUUUGAAAUGCCGAUUCCUUAACCAUCCUUCCAUCCUUCAAAUAAUGAAGAACCCUCUUUUGGUGUAGACUAUAGUCUCCAGUUUGUUAUUCUGUUUUGGCUAAAUAAAAUUUAUAUAUAUUGUGUGUUCCUGUUGAUUCAUUAUCUGAUAUUAUACAUAUGUUGGCUGGUUGGGUCGUUCUUCAAGGUUCUGACAUUGAACUUCAGUUGGUUCUUCUGGACACGAUUCAACUCUGCGGCGACUCGGGGACGAUCAUUUCAACACACAGCCACAAGGUAAACUGUUAUAUUACUAUAGCUAAAGCUGAACUUUAUUAAAUAAAAAUUUUUCCUGUGUUUACAUCUUUCUACCCUUAUUUAGUCCACUCUCGAUUCAACCUCAUUUCCAAAAAAAGGCAAAACGAAAAAGAAAAAACCAUAACAACCAGGAGACUACCCCCUUAAGGACAGUUGCUGAAUCAUAUUAGAUGAAAUAGCAAAGUUUGGUAUACUGACACAGCUUAACGGUGUCAAGAUGGUUGCUGUACAUCCCAAUCCUACCCCCGCCCCCACCUUGUCAAAUUACCCAUGCAGUAUGACCUCAUAUUGCUGGUUUGAAGGUGAUGUCACGGCAGCUGUGUUAGUGGUCAAGAACAAAUUAAAGCAUUUCUCCCCUCUGGGAGCUAAACAAAAUAAAAAUAAAUGAAUAGCGAUUUGCAGAUUAGCACAUCCACAUAGUGGUUCUUCGUCUACCUGAUUCCUGGUCGAAUUGGAAUAUGGGGAGAGGGGAAAACCGGAGUACCCGGAGAAAAACCUCUCGGAGCAACGGAGAGAACCAACAACUCAACCCACAUAUGGAGUCGAAGCCGGGAUUUGAACCCGGGCCACAUUGGUGGGAGGCGAGCGCUCUCACCACUGCGCCACCGUUGCUCCAUUUUCAUGUAAAUUCUUCUAGAAAAGAUUCUAUUGUAUUGACCCCAACACGGCCGCCUUAAUUUUUACGUGGUUGCAAACCAAGAAUUGGACUUACAGUUGACUAAAACGUUAAACCCAAUUACCUUGUAGAGCCUGA
Messenger RNA from Porites evermanni, 3538 nucleotides. The record is from the annotation of a GenBank genome assembly. Lineage: Eukaryota; Metazoa; Cnidaria; Anthozoa; Scleractinia; Poritidae.